CAGAAUUAACGGCUCCAUACACAACACACAAGGACACCGUGCGAGCGAGAGCAGCAGCACGCGCAAGGAGGUGCACCUGUAAUCCAUGCUGCUGAUAGUGUGAGAGCAUCCAGCAGAAGAGAGAGGAGAUAUUUUAAACCACGCGCAUACCCAUGCUUGGGAUUUGGCUUUGUUUUUCUUCGCUAAUGCAAAAGGAAAUAUGCAGCGAAGCUUCACACUGCUUUGCACCAGUUUUCUGGGAUUGUGCUUCGGUUCCAGUUUCCCAAGUAAUAUCAACAUAGGAGGGUUAUUCCCAGCCGAAUCGCACGAAUAUGAGGUGUUUCGGUUCGCGCUCUCGCAUCACCAGGAUAUCCCCAAAUUGGUACCUCAAGUGGAUAUGGUCAAAAUGGGGAAUAGCUUCUCCAUGACAUAUGCUUUCUGUUCACAGUUUUCAAAAGGAGUGUAUGCCAUCAUUGGGGUGUACGACAGGAAGACCGUGAACAUGCUGAUGUCAUUCUGUGGUGCGCUACACGUCUGCUUUGUGACACCCAGCUUCCCCAUGGAAAACUCCAACCAGUUCGUCAUCCAGCUGAGACCCGAAUUGCAGGAUGCCCUGGUGGGUGUUAUUGAACACUACAAGUGGAGCAAUUUCGUCUACAUGUACAGCUCAGACUCUGGACUGUCAGUUCUGCAGAAGGUUCUGGAUACAGCAGCAGAGCGUAACUGGCUGGUGACCUCUGUGAAUGUGGAGACAAUGACAGAAGCUUCCUUCCUCAAAGUGUUCCAGGACCUCGAUGAAAGGAAAGAGGGCCAGAUCAUCAUCGACUGUGAGCUGGAGAGACUUACCUCCAUCCUGAAAAAGAUCGUCGAGCAGGGCAAGAACGUAAAGAGUUACCACUACAUACUUGCAAACCUGGGUUUUCUGGACAUCGACCUGACAGAGUUUAAGAAGAGUGAGGCUAAUGUAAUAGGGUUCCAGCUGGUGAACUACGCAGACCCAAACAUCAGCAGGAUAGUGCAGCAGUGGAUGGACUUUGACAACAAAGAUGCCAAAGUUCCUAAACGAGGACUGAAGUACACUGGAGCUCUCACAUAUGAUGGGGUCAAAGUCAUGUCCACAGCCUUCCAGAAUCUCCGUCGGCAGAGGAUAGAUAUUUCUCGCCGUGGAAAUGCUGGAGAAUGCCUGGCCAACCCACCAGCACCUUGGGGCCAAGGCAUCGAUAUUCAGCGAGCACUUCAGCAGGUUCGGAUCGAGGGCUUAACGGGACACAUUCAGUUUAAUGAGAAAGGACGACGGACAAACUACACUGUCAGUGUGAUGGAACUCAGGCCGACAGGUCCAAAGAAAGUGGGUUACUGGAAUGAGGAUGAGAAAUUUGUGAGCACGGCAGCCUACAUGCCCGGAAGUAAUGAGACUUACGGACUUCAAAACCGCACAUAUAUUGUUACCACUAUUCUGGAAUCGCCAUAUGUUAUGCUGAAGAAGAACCAUGAGCAGUUAACAGGAAAUGAUAAGUAUGAAGGUUAUUGUGUGGAGCUGGCCGCAGAGAUAGCCAAACAUGUGGGAUACAACUACUCACUCAAGAUAGUGGCUGAUGGGAAAUAUGGCGCCAGAGAUCCUGAUACCAAGAUGUGGAACGGGAUGGUGGGAGAGCUUGUUUAUGGUAAAGCUGACGUAGCGGUGGCCCCACUAACAAUCACCCUGGUCAGAGAGGAAGUCAUUGAUUUCUCCAAGCCCUUCAUGAGCCUUGGCAUCUCCAUCAUGAUCAAAAAGCCCACCAAGUCCAAGCCCGGCGUUUUCUCAUUCCUGGACCCUCUGGCCUAUGAGAUCUGGAUGUGUAUUGUGUUUGCCUACAUUGGCGUGAGCGUGGUGCUUUUCCUGGUCAGCCGCUUCAGUCCAUACGAGUGGCACGCAGAUGACUAUGAGGAAGGAGCUGAGCAGAACCCUAACCAGCCCUCCUCAUUAUCAGCACAACUGGGUCAGGGCCAACAGAACCAGAACCAGCAGAGUCAGGAGCAGACCAAUGAGUUCGGCAUCUUCAACAGUCUCUGGUUCUCAUUGGGAGCAUUCAUGCAGCAGGGCUGUGAUAUUUCUCCCAGGUCUCUCUCUGGUCGAAUCGUGGGUGGUGUGUGGUGGUUCUUCACCCUAAUCAUCAUCUCCUCGUACACAGCCAAUCUCGCAGCUUUUCUCACAGUAGAGAGGAUGGUGUCGCCCAUCGAGAGCGCUGAGGACCUAGCCAAACAGACUGAGAUUGCUUAUGGAACUCUAGAUGCCGGCUCCACCAAAGAGUUCUUCAGGAGGUCAAAGAUUGCAGUAUUUGAGAAGAUGUGGUCCUACAUGAAGUCAGCAGACCCCUCAGUGUUUGUGAAAACCACAGAUGAAGGAGUUAUACGAGUGAGGAAAUCCAAAGGGAAGUAUGCAUACCUGCUGGAAUCCACCAUGAAUGAGUACAUCGAGCAGCGAAAGCCCUGUGACACUAUGAAGGUCGGAGGGAACCUGGACUCCAAAGGCUACGGCAUUGCCACACCUAAAGGAUCUCCUCUCAGAAACCCAGUAAACCUGGCAGUGUUAAAACUGAAUGAACAAGGCCUGUUGGACAAAUUGAAAAACAAAUGGUGGUACGACAAGGGAGAGUGUGGCAGCGGAGGAGGUGAUUCCAAGGACAAGACGAGUGCUCUUAGCCUCAGCAAUGUGGCUGGGGUCUUCUACAUUCUGAUCGGCGGUCUGGGUCUGGCUAUGCUGGUGGCCCUGGUGGAGUUCUGCUACAAGUCCAGAACAGAAUCCCGCAGAAUGAAGCAAUCCAUCAACGACGCCAUGCGCUGCUCCACCCUUACCAGGAUGAGCAGGAACGGUAGCGGCGGGGAGAACGGGCGGAUCGUCACACAUGACUUCCCAAAAGCUGUGCAGACGCUGCCGUGCAUGAGCCACUCGGCAAGCAUGGGCCUAGGAGCCUCUGGCAUGUGACCAGCCUGAUGGAGCACCACGCGUCACAUGUAACGCACGGACCUCCCGUUCACCUGCCGUCUGCCCUUGUGUCUGUCUGCCCGCAACAGACAUGCUGUACUGCCAAAAUGCACUCUUUAAGACUCUGCUCAGUGAACAGCCACCAAUAAAACUCUUUUCUAUAGAAAAACAAGAAGAAAACAAAACAUUUAAAAAAAAAAAAAAGUGUUGCAAUAACAAGCCUGUGGGACUUUUUUGGUAAAACAAGUGUUCGUUUAUGUCAUGAAUUUAAAAAAACAAAACAGUCUUGUGUCUGGUUUGACACUUGCGCUGUGCCAAUAUUAUAAACCUGUUUACUUCUGAGUGUGCAAUAUUUUAGUUAAUAUCAGUGUUCAGCAGUGUUGUCUCUUAAUUGACUUUCUUUACAAAGAUUAGAUCACAGAGAUGUUUUUGCACAGAUAUGUUCUCAAUAAUGAAAGUUCCGUUUCCUUUCUUGCUAGAAAAGAGAGUAAUCGAAUUAGUUUUGCUAAUGGAAAAGCUCAUAUUAAUUUAUGUGGAUCCAGUACCCCGCACUGAAAGACACCAUUGCUCCUUUCCACCCUUAACGUCUGUCACUCUGAAUAUUGAAAAUGUCAAGCAACAUAUCAGCUCAUUCAACAACUUGUCGAUAAUGUAAAUAAUCCAAUGUAAAUCUGAAAAUGAGUGAGAGGUCAUUUGAUUUGUUGUUGAUCAGUAGAGCAUAGCUGAACUGGACUUGAUUAUUUUGCUGUGUUUUCCCAACUCAAGGACAUUGCAUAGCUGCUACGCCUCGUUUCAGGCGCCAUACCUCAUCUGAGAUUGGAGACUCAGAGUGAGCCGCCACAUGCUUGAUUGCCUCUUCAUUGGGAGCUCUCGCAGGAAGGAUGUAUCAAAUUUAACCUCUGUUAAAAUGUUUUAGGCACCUGACAUUAUAUGUACUUUAAUGAGUUGUCCCCAGUACACAUCACUGGAUCUCACUGAAGUGAAGCCAUUGAGAGUACAUUUUGAGAAGUUAUUCUUAAAUGGUGUUUCUUCAACACUGACAUGGUCCCUUUCACUUUUUUAUGAUUCAUUCACAUGGCUUAUGACUAGGCCUGCACAAAAUUUCAGCAGAUUUCUGCAAAAUUUGAAUGGCCAUAACUCGUUUGUACACAUUACCUUUCCCUUUUGUGUGUUUAUUAAAAGACCACAUGAAAUGGCUACCAAUGUUGCUCCCAAAAGCCCAAAUCUCAAACAGUGACAUUUCUUGAUGAAAAUCAUUAACUCAAGCUCAAAACUGCAACAAAAUUGGCAAAAUAUCUUAGAAUGAAUGCUGAAAUAAAUGUGUUCAUUUAUAUUGCAAAUAUCUGCACUUGUGCUCGACAGCGGCACUUUUACAUUUCAUAUGCUGUCAAUCAUUUAUAUUUCAGUUAUUGGCUGUUUAUUGAAAAUUCAUGCCCAUUUAAGAGCUUGACCAAUCAUCAUAUUAAGAAGUCAGGCUUCCAGGCAGGACAAAAAUAUAUUGAUUGAAAGCCCAAUGUUCAGUAAGCAACUAGAUGCAGAUACAAUGCAAACACUAGUCUUAAAGCUCCUGUGUGAAAUACUGGUGAAACAUGAAUAGGCCGUUCUGCCCUGUAUACUGUACACACUGUGCGAUAUAGUUCCUCAUGAGAUGAUGUUAGUGGAGAUGUCAUUGAUCUGCUACUGGGGCCAAGUUGACCUUUCAGAGCUCCAGGCUUUAUCACUGCAGGCUUUCAGAACAUGGCUUCCAGGUCCACAUAAACAGCUCUGUCUAUUCAGUUUUUCCCUGCACACUGUCAUUGUUCCGCAAAGCAGGACACACUGUGUGGCUAUCAUAAAACGUAUAUUUCUCUGGCUUUUUCUUUCCGGUUUCUUGUCAUGUGUUUUAAUAGACACAGAACACUGCAGUCCUUUAUGGACACAUGAGAGCAGUAUUUUAUAAGCAGUAAAAAAAUAAAUAAAGUUGAAGUGAUACAUUUAACAUUUAUACCGCUGUGAGAUUUUGAAGAGCUGAUUGAACUAGUGUUUUACACAUGUAGUAUGCUGAGGCAAUGGUACAUGGAUAUUCAUACUAAGGAUGUUGAUUUUGAUUAGUUAAAAGAGAGAAAUCUGGUUCUUUGUCUUUCUGCUAUAACAAUGUUAAAAGAUACUUAUUUCGGGGUAUUUUGAUGCAAAUGUAUUCUACAUACUCAUCGAUCUCUUGACUAUUCCACAGUCUUGAUUGAUUUAUUGGGACACUUUUUUUAUUUUUUUGUUUCUUUUAUCACAAAAGAGAGAUGUGGUUGAACACAAUUUAUUGGGAAAUACAUUCAGUCAAUAAUGAAUAAAACAAAAUAAAAUACAACUUUUCUAACCAGU
Molecule: messenger RNA, 5299 nt
Organism: Myxocyprinus asiaticus (Chinese sucker)
Lineage: Eukaryota; Metazoa; Chordata; Actinopteri; Cypriniformes; Catostomidae
Product: glutamate receptor 1-like
Exons: 16
Coding region: 200-2944 (914 amino acids)
Biological process (GO): modulation of chemical synaptic transmission; synaptic transmission, glutamatergic
Cellular component (GO): postsynaptic membrane; plasma membrane; dendritic spine
Molecular function (GO): AMPA glutamate receptor activity; transmitter-gated monoatomic ion channel activity involved in regulation of postsynaptic membrane potential
Source: RefSeq, a predicted model, not a curated record